Aureobasidium pullulans EXF-150 is the source of this 891-nucleotide messenger RNA. Its product is annotated as ARP2/3 complex, 21 kDa p21-Arc subunit. Bases 110 to 679 code for a protein of 189 amino acids. The transcript is spliced from 3 exons. Gene Ontology annotation, molecular function: actin filament binding. NCBI's taxonomy places the organism in Eukaryota, Fungi, Ascomycota, Dothideomycetes, Dothideales, Saccotheciaceae. Gene Ontology annotation, cellular component: cytoskeleton; Arp2/3 protein complex. Gene Ontology annotation, biological process: Arp2/3 complex-mediated actin nucleation; regulation of actin filament polymerization. The record is from RefSeq and is a predicted model, not a curated record.
UCGAGCAACGGACUUGACCAUCCUCUAGUUAGCUAUUCUAUCGUGUCCCUCAUCAAUCCAUAUCCAUCUUUCUACCCGACGGCUCGACUGCUGUCACACACUUCUCACCAUGCCCGCAUACCACUCAGUCUUCCUCGAUGAGCCGAAUCAACAAGUGAUUGGCAACUUUGCCCUGUUGCCUCUCCGUACCCGUACUCGUGGUCCCGCCAUGCAACUUCCGGCCCUCGCCGGCGACGUGACAGAACUCAGCAUUGAUGCCUCACACGAAAGCUACGACCCGCUGGACGAGACGUUGGCCUUGUUCCGCGCCAACACCUUCUUUCGCAACUUCGAAAUCAAGGGUCCCGCCGACCGCGUUCUCAUCUACGGCAUCCUGUUCGUCAGUGAAGUCAUCCAGAAGAUCAAGCCUCAGAUGCCCAGAAGAGAGGCCGAGAAGGCCGUCAUGAACCUCGCCCUCGACACAAACUUCGCCAUCCCCGGCGAUGCUACAUUCCCCCUCAACCAGGCAUUCGAGCCUCCGCGAGACAGAAACGAGGCCGAAGUCUUGAGACAGUACAUCAGUCAGAUGAGACAAGAGUUGGCCAACAGAUUGUUGAACAGGAUAUACGCUGAAGGAGAUGCUCCUAGCAAGUGGUGGUUGAGCUUCACCAAGAGAAAGUUCAUGGGCAAGGCCCUCUAAAGCACAACUGGAGUCUGAAGGCGCCACGCAGCAGUCUUCAACACCAACCAAACCUUCUCAGCUGUCGACGACGAGCACUCUUUGAGACGUCUCCGCGUGAGAGUCAGCUACAACAAGGAUUGUUUGGCGAGCAAUCAUCGUAUUCGCGAGCCCGGGUCUGGGCCUACACAUUAUUGUCGAUAGGGAGACGAAAUAACCAUCAAUUACAUGCA